UCACUCACAUCGCAGUUUACCUUCAUAGCGUGCGCACGUGGCUACAUGAGUGCGUGAGACUGAACCUUUGAGUGAGUGAGUGUUUGGUGAUCUUGUGACUUCCUGAACGUCUCGACCAGGGAAUGCCAUAGACAGACGCUCCUCUAACAGUCCCCAUUACAAGUGUCACUAUGGAAAGUGUCUUGGCACUAGUGUGUGUGUUCUGCACGGUGGCACUGAGCAGCAGGGCGGUGGAGGGCGUCUCACUCCCUCACGCCCACCGUCACAAGCGCCUCCAACACCUUCAAGAGGCAGUCGACCGCCUUGUUAUACGUCAAAGAACUGACCACAUCUUGAUAAACAACCUGCAGAAGGCGGUGAUAGAGGCGCAGGAAGGGGGCGUGUGGCCAGAGAGGGCAGGGAGAGUGGACGGGGAGAGGCGCGCCCUAAGUGAGCUGAAGGAUGCCGUGGACGAGGUGCGGGGGAGUGUUAACCUGGUGUUGGAGGAACAGCACCGAGCUGACGAAAUGCUGCAGCUUCGUCAGGAGUUGGCCGCCCUCAGGUCUGAAGUUAAGCACCUGAAAGAGUCGAGAGAGGCGGAGAACAGAAAGAACUUAGCGCACAGCCAGACACAGCAGCAGCGGGAGGCAGUGACCGCAGCCUGGGUGGUGGACAAUGUGAGGCGGCUGCAGGACGCCGUGGUAGACCUGCAGCAGGCCUUCAACGUGACGACAGCCAUGCAUGACAAGCAGGAGGUCGAGUCCCGCCUGUUGGUAGUGAGUAGGGACUUAGGGGCACUGAGAGGGUCCCUGGCAGCUGUCACGUCCAAGGCGGAGGCGGCGGCAGCAACCGUGACAGCCCUGCAGGAGGAACUGACUUCGCUCACGCAAGACUCACACCGCUCCGCUGGGAAAGUCGCCACGCUGGAGAUGAAGGUUUCCAGCAUCCAUGAGGACUUCAAUGACCUUCUUGUGUCCCUCCCAGAAGGACUUGUGUCUGGAGGCCACACGCAGCACUCUGCUAAGCCAACUCAGGUUCAGAGUAGCAAGGCAGCAACAGUAACAACAGCAACAGAGAAGCAAGUGAGGGGGCGGCGACUAGAGCCACGGGUGGAGGCAGUGGAGACAGACCUGGGGAAGGUACAGGCGUCCUCCAUGCAGCUCAUGUCCAUGCUGGAAGCCCUGGAGGCCCGUGUGGAGAGGGACGUGGGUGAGGUGCGGCAAGAAGUGGCAAAGUUAGAGUACAAGAUGACUGCCGCACAGGAUGACAGCAAGACCUAGCAAGGCUAUGGAAGUUAGCAGCUUUCAUCUACCAAAGUCAUCAUCAUUGUCAUUUUGUUUUAUGUUCCCUUUUGUGGUUAAACAGUUUAUAGGACUCUCCCAUAUGUUACAGUGAUAGACGAUCUCUUACUAGCUGUUUAUUCUUCCCAUGUUUUCCUCUAUACGCCAUCUCCAGUGAUAGUCAACCUCUUCCUUGAUGUCCACCUCUCAUAUCUUCCUUUGUAUACCUCUCCAGUUUUCUUCAGUCUUCCACAGAUUCAUGUUUAGGGCAAGAGACUGCCAUGUGCAGACCUAGUGGCUUGUUGCAGCUUCCCUUAUUUUCUUGUGUUCUUAAUUACCAAAGUCAGACCUUCAGUUUUUGCGUCAAUGUGUGGGCCACCUGGCACCACACUUUUUAUAGCAGAGUGGUCCUGGUACAGUGCCGUGGUGUCAGAAGAGGCCGAGCCACUCCUGCCAGUACUUUAAAGCUUAGACCUGUAUUCUGAAACACUCUGUUCCUUCGCCACGACUAUUUUCAAAGGCCACAGAGAAGAUUAGUGGAUUUUCAUGACUGUUUCUCCUGUUGACAAUAUAGAACUUUUGUUAAUCUGUCACUAAAACUGUAAGAAUACCCUUAAAACCUGUCAGUUCAAUUAAAGUACGUAUUUGAAGGUACAGGAGGAGCAGGCAGAAGUGUUUCAGCCUACAGUCCUUGAUGGCUUAGUGUGAGGUGGAGGUUAGACAAUAGCCAAUGUUUUGUGCCAACAGUACCAUAUCCAUACAUUCCAGCGUAUUUAUUAGCACCUGGCUGUCCUCCACAUUCUAGACUCUACCACUGAGAAAACUCUAGUGUGCUAUAAGUCUGAGUAAUGAAAAUGCAAAAGUGUGUGGCAGUUGUGUUUCCCUGAAGUUCAACACUGCUAUGCUGUCAAAAUAAUCAAGUUUUCAUUUAUGUAUUCAUUUCAGUGCAUUUCUUAUACCAAUUUAGUGUUUUUCUCAAUGGUACGUCCAGUGUAUCUAUCUAUUCACCUGACACCUUCCUCCUCAGUGUACAUGCGAGGUGAGAGUGUCAGGAUGAUGUGUCGUGAGGUGCCUGUGUAGUGUGCCUCUAUUGUUUAUUGAUGCCUAAGAGAACAUUUUGGUCACAUCCUAGUCAGAGGAGAAGAGAUAAACUAUACCUGUGUGUGUGUGUGUGUGUGUGUGUGUGUGUGUGUGACCAGCAAUGUAUAUGUAUGUUUUUUUAUUCCCUUCAUGUUUAUUUCUACUGAUUAUUAUUAUUUAUUCUACAAUGGUAUUUAUUGAUCCUGUUUUCAUUUUGUGUUCAUAUUGCCAUGCGUAUUUCCCAUCUGUGUAAGCCGUUUGAUGUAAUUCCAGCCACACUCAGUGCAUUGUGCUGUUCUCAGUUAUUUGUUGUCAUUUAUUAUUUCUUUCAAUAUUCAUGUGUUUAUUAUUAUUAUUUCUUUCAAUAUUCAUGUGUUUAUUAUUAUUAUUUCUAUUAUUAUUCAUGCAUAUAUAUUAAAGAAUUUUUACUUGAAUGUGUUUGUUCGAUAUGGAAAUGUGUGUGUGUGUGUGUGUGUGUGUGUGUGUGUGUGUGUGUGUGUGUGUGUGUGUGUGUGUGUGUGUGUGUGUGUGUGUGUGUGUGUGUGUCUUUGUGUACAUUUCUGUAUAUAUAUGUAACAGUUUUGUGUAAAGAAUAUUUUUAUAUGUCAUAUUAAAUUGAGUGAAAAGA
Messenger RNA from Portunus trituberculatus (swimming crab), 2967 nucleotides. RefSeq lists its product as uncharacterized. The transcript is spliced from 5 exons. Lineage: Eukaryota; Metazoa; Arthropoda; Malacostraca; Decapoda; Portunidae. Bases 171 to 1259 code for a protein of 362 amino acids. The record is from RefSeq and is a predicted model, not a curated record.